AUGACUCAUCAAGUGAGUGCUAUUGUUCACUCAAUGGAUCCAAAGUUGGAAGAUCCGGGCGCUUUCACAAUCCCUUGCACUAUUGGGAGCGCCGAUUUUGCCAAGGCAUUAUGUGAUCUCGGGGAAAGUAUCAACUUGAUGCCCUAUUCAUUGUUCAAAACUUUCGGAAUUGGGAAACCAAGACCCACAUCCAUGAUGUUGCAAAUGGCAGAUCGAAAAAUGAAGAGGCCUUUGGAUAUUAUUGAUGAUGUAUUGGUUCGAGUUGACAAGUUCAUCCUCCCAGCGGACUUUGUUAUCCUUUAUUGUGAAGUGGACUAUGAUGUGCCUAUUAUUUUGGGUAGACCUUUUCUUGCUAAGGGAAAGGCUCUUAUUGAUGUGGAAGCUGGUGAGCUCACUUUCUGGGUGGGUGAAGAAAAUAUGGUUUUCCAUGUGUGCAAAUCAAUGAGGCAACUGAAUAGUAAUAAAUUUUAUUUGUUCGUGGAUUUGGUGACGGACGUGAUUAUUGAUGAUGCUACUGCCACAAUGAACGUUGAAGACAAAUUGGAAGUUGUUUUGCUCAACUUUGAUGAUGAUGAGGAGAGUGAUGGCUAUGUGGAGUGUGUAAAUGCAUUGCAAGGUAGAGUCCACAUUGGAGGUGUUACAAAGGAGAAAAGGAGCAAUCAGAUGGACUUUGGAGGAUAUCCAGGGAAUAAGCCCUGCCUUUUGCAUGCACAAGAUUAUUUUGGUGGAGGGUCCCAAACCCUCCGUUGA
This is a messenger RNA of Nicotiana tabacum (common tobacco), 750 nucleotides long. NCBI's taxonomy places the organism in Eukaryota, Viridiplantae, Streptophyta, Magnoliopsida, Solanales, Solanaceae. The record is from RefSeq and is a predicted model, not a curated record.